Molecule: messenger RNA, 690 nt
Organism: Rotaria sp. Silwood1
Lineage: Eukaryota; Metazoa; Rotifera; Eurotatoria; Philodinida; Philodinidae
Source: the annotation of a GenBank genome assembly
AUGAAAAGUAAAGACUUACAAAAAGUAGUGCUUUCCAAGUACGAAAAUGGUGAUAGUCCAACAAUGAUAUUUCGUCAUUUAAAUGGUGCCAUUGGUCUUAGAACAAUUGAAAGGUGGUGCAAAUUAAUCAGAGAGACUGGCUCAAUUAAUUUAUCAAGUCCAACCGGCUGUCCACGUAUUGCACGUGCCAAAGGAAUGAUUAAAAAAGUGAAAAACCGGUUAAAAUGCAAAAGAAGAGUAUCAUCCCGAAAAUUAGCAAAUGAAUUUGAUAUUUCUGAAAGAUCAGUUAGACGAAUAUUAAAAGAAGAUUUGGGACUUCGACCAUAUAAGAAACGAAUUGAACCAUUACUUACUAAUACUCACAAGGCCAAAAGAAUUAUGUUUGCUAAUUGGAUACGUCAUAAUUUUCGAAAAGAAGAAACAAUGCGAAUUCUUUUCUCUGAUGAAAAAAUGUUUGAUUUAGAUGGUAUGUAUAAUUCACAAAAUGAUAUUAUAUGGGCAGUUAACCGUGCUGAAGCCGAUGAUAAAGGUGGUAUUAAACAAAAACAAAAAUUUCCACAGAAAGUAAUGGUUUGGUUAGGUGUAUGUUUCAAAGGUGUGACACCGUUAGUUAUUUUUGAUGAAGAAACAGUAAAUCAUGAACGUUACAUUGAAAAAGUCUUACCAGUGGCUAAAAAAAUAUGGAAAUAA